Molecule: messenger RNA, 1973 nt
Organism: Chara braunii
Lineage: Eukaryota; Viridiplantae; Streptophyta; Charophyceae; Charales; Characeae
Source: the annotation of a GenBank genome assembly
GUAGACUCGCUCACGACCGCCCGACAAGGUCAUAACAUGAAGACGUUUGACUCGCCGUUCAAGGUCGACCCGACAGUCGACGGCAAGCGGGAGGACCCGGUGUGGCAUUUCGUGGCCAGAGGGCAUUAUUUGGAUGGGUCGACGACGGCGGGCAGGAAGAGCGGUCGUCGAUGCCUGUGCAGGUUUUGCGGGCGUUCGAUUUGUGGGGGCACUAAAGCCGCCAAGGAGCACUUCUCGAAGAGCGAGAAGUUCCGAUGUGAGGCAGCCACUCCUGCUGUGUGGAAUGCGAUCUGGUCGAAGGACAUGACAAAAUGUCCAAAGGAGUUCGCGUCGGCCAUAGAAACGUUGCAGAGUCACUUGCCAGGUCAUCCGAGCUUGCAGUGGCCACCUCUUCGAUUCCCCGAGGACGCGGUGCCGCCGCUGGUUCCUCCCACCGCCCCUUCUGGAGCCGUCGCAUCGCCCAAUUCUGGGGCUCCGGCCAUUCGAGUCACGGUACCGCGUCCUGCAACAACAGUUGCAACACGACCGGCAGCCCCGCCGUCUGCGCCGCUGGCUGGGAUACGAGGUGUGGGAGUUGGUCGUUCCACGCCAGCCAACGAGCCCCCGUCUCUGAGGGAUGGUGUGGGCUCUGCGGCAUUUGACGAGGAGAGCACACAUGCAUUUAUUGAGAGUCGCAGGUGGGGGGGGAGUGCCGGCAGUUCAGCGCCCGCACUCGCCCCUGUUUUCAAGAGUGCUAGGCAGUCAGAUGCCGCACGGGGUGGUACUGCGGUGGCACCUAGCGCAUCACCCCUAAGUUCGUCGGAGCACCCCUGGCUGCCACCGCCACUGUCGAGAGCGGCGCAGCGUCCAAUGGUCCACCACGCUAACGGAACCGCCCACCCGGAUCCGUCACACGCACCUGCAGAUGCUCGACAUUCUGCUUCCGUGCCUCGUUUCGGGGAACAGGUGGAUCAUGGGGUGCCUGCCGAGGAGGUCCCCGCUCCGGUGUCCGAUUCAUCGCCGACCCCUGUUCCGACAACCACGGGCGGUGGUCGGUCUGCCCCACAGCCUCCACCCGUGUUGACCGGAACGUUAGACCCUUUGCAGCGCAUUCGUGACCUUGCAGUCGCCCAGAGCGCGACACCUGUGAGCCCUGGCGGGUUGUUGGAUGCUGGGGUCCUCGGCGGGAGAGCUACGAUGGGACGAUGUCGGGGCACUUACAGGCAGCAAGYYGUCACRUCAUAUUAUKYGGACCCUUUGGAGCGYGCAUGRCAUCUGCAAAUCAUGCGGUUCAUYGUCGAGAGYGGGAUGCCGUUCAACAGCACGAAGCUUGAAAGCUUCAAACGCAUGUUCACGAUGAUAAUCCCACGUCGUGUCCACAUUGCGAUCGACACGGGGGCACGUGACAUGCGGCAGGACCCGGUUGCCGUGUCAGAGGACGAGAUGGGAGAUCCUUCCAACGAGACGCAGCGUGACCCGGUUCAUGCAGAGGAGCUAGCCUCGAACACUGAUGUGAUAGUGACGGAGGAGGAUAUAGGAGGGUUCGACGAGUUCGGCGGCGACACGAUACUGCAUCCUCCAGAGUCCGGCACUCCUGCCAUUUUUGAUGUCGGUGCACCGUGGGCGGUGGAGCAGGGGUUGGCGGAGGAGGUGGCACGGAACCGUCGUGGUGGACCGCACGUCGCAGCUCAACGUAGUCUGGAAGGUUCACUAGGGGCAGCGUCUGGAGAUUUUUUGGCGCAGGGGGGUCAUGGUUCGCAGCUGUUAUCGGACGGCGUGUCAUCAGUCCAUCCACCAGAGGAGGGCCCGCAGCAAGAGCCACAUCGAGGGCCAGCAGAGACUAUAGAGGCAAGGCCUCCCGGAGUUAUCCGCUCGGACAGAGGCGAGGGCGUGAGCGAGGAUACAGCGCAGCCAGGGAGCGCAGAUGGUGGACGGUCCUUCAGGGGGGGCAUCGAGCGCAGAGGGUUAUCGACCGCACACCCCAGCAUUGUCAG